AAAUUGCCACCCAAUAUGAUGCCACGAAGUAAUUUGGAAGCCUCUACUGGUAAAAUGGCAGAGCCAUUUAAUUUUGAGAAAAAGGAAAGCCAGCUUCCCCCACACGGUUCUUUAAGAGGUCCUGUAGCACAGCAUAACCAUCCCAAUUUCAGACUGAAAAGCCCAGAGAAUGGAAAUAAAAAGAACAAUUUUCUGCUUUGUGAGCAAAGCAAACAGUAUUUAGCUAGUCAGGAAGACAAUUUGGUGGUCUCUGCAAACCCUGGUGGUAUCAGUGGAGAAGCAGGUGGGUCCAAAGGAGACAGGAAGACAUUACCAACAGGAAACCCAGUGUCACCAUUGAGUCUUGGAAAUAAUUCACCAUCCAACCAAGUCAAAACUAAGCCCAGCAGUAAUGUGUCUCCUGAAAAACCAAGCAGAUCUCACAAGUUGUUUGAGAACGCCUUGUCUGUAAAUAACCCAGCGCUCUUCAGCUCCUUAGGACCACCCCUCCGGUCAGCAACCUGCCACCGCUGUGGCCUGUUUGGAUCGCUGAGGUGUUCCCAGUGCAAACAGACAUACUACUGCUCCACAGCGUGCCAGAGGAAAGACUGGUCUUCCCACAGCACCAUCUGCAGGCCCGUACAGCCAAGUUUGCACAAGCUUGAAGACAGUAAACCACCGUUUGAGACAAGGAACAUUGGCGUAAAGAAUGAGAGCAACUGUCCACUUGGAAUUACUAAAGACAUGACUGCUGGUGCUGAGAGAGUAAUGUUUUCUGAUUUGAGAAGUCUCCAACUCAAGAAAACCAUGGAAAUAAAGGGUACAGUCACUGAGUUCAAGCACCCGAGUAACUUUCAUGUCCAGUUGUAUUCUUUGGAGGUCUUAGAGUGCAUGAACCAACUGUCCAGAAGCUUGAAGGAGACUUACGCAAAUGUGGUGCCCGAGGACGGCUAUCUUCCUGUUAAGGGGGAAGUGUGUGUUGCCAAGUAUACAGUUGAUCAGACCUGGAACAGAGCGGUAAUACAAGGCGUUGAUGUGUUACAGAAGAAGGCACACGUCUUGUACAUUGACUAUGGAAAUGAAGAAAUAAUUCCAAUAGACAGAAUUCACCAGCUAAACAGGAGCAUUGACUUGUUUCCUCCUUCCGCCAUAAAGUGCUUUGUGGCAGGCGUCACCCCAGCUGAGGGUGAGUGGAGUCAAGACUGCGCCGCAGCUGUCAGGGCACUGGUACUAGAGCAGUUCUGCUCGGUGACAGUCAUGGACAUCUUAGAGGAGGAUGUGCUCACCUACGCCGUCAGUGUUGUGCUAGAAAGUUCAGGAAAACAGCUGGAGCACAUGUUGGUCGAGAUGGGGUACAGUGUGAAAGCCGGGGAGCAGAAUCCCAGGAAGCAAGGUGUGGACCACAGUGCUCCUGAGGACACUGGAAGAGUGACAGCAGAGAACAAGGUUGUUACAGAGAAGGAUUCCCUGACCCCCAAAGUGCUGACUUUGAAUGUGGGUGACGAGUUCUGUGGUGUGGUCGCCCACAUUCAGACACCAGAGGACUUCUUUUGUCAGCAACUGCAGAGUGGCCACAAGCUUGCAGAGCUUCAGGAAUCCCUCAGUGAAUACUGUGCCCAAGUGACUCCACGCUCUGAUUUUUAUCCAGCCAUUGGGGAUAUGUGUUGUGCUCAAUUCUCAGAGGAUGACCAGUGGUACCGCGCCUCAGCUCUGGCCUAUGCUUCUGAAGAAUCUGUCCUGGUUGGAUAUGUCGACUAUGGAAACUUUGAAAUUCUUAGUUUGAAAAGGCUUUGUCCCAUCAUUCCAAAGUUGUUGGACUUGCCAAUGCAAGCUCUAAAUUGUGUGCUGGCAGGAGUGAAGCCAUCAUUAGGAGUUUGGACUCCAGAAGCUAUUUGUCUCAUGAAGAAGAUUGUACAGAACAAAAUGGUCACAGUGAGAGUGGUAGACACACUGGGGACCAGGGCUCUGGUGGAUCUGGUGGACAAGUCGGUGACCCCCCAUGUCAGUGCUGCUAAAGCUCUCAUAGACUCAGGCUUUGCUGUCGAGGAAAAGGAGGGAGUGGCAGAUAAACCCAGCGGCUGCCACACAGGCAGUGUUCCCUUGGCUAUAGAAGGAUCAGCCGAGCCACUGGAGUGGACGUGGGUUGAGUUGACUGUUGAUGAAACAGUAGAUGUGAUGGUCUGCACGAUGUACAGUCCUGGGGAGUUUUAUUGUCACUUCCUUAAAGACGACGCUUUAAAGAAGCUGGAUGAUUUGAAUAAAUCCUUAGCAGAAUAUUGUGCACAGAAGCUGCCAAAUGGCUUUAAGGCAGAGAUAGGGCGGCCUUGCUGUGCCUUUUUUGCAGGCGAUGGCAACUGGUACCGGGCUCUGGUCAAGGAAAUCUUGCCAAGUAGGCACGUGAGGGUGCACUUCGUGGACUAUGGGAACGUUGAAGAGGUCACCACAGACCAACUCCAGGCGGUGCUGCCACAGUUCUUACUACUUCCGUUUCAAGGGAUGCAGUGCUGGCUCGUAGAUACACAGCCCCAGAACAAGCACUGGACUAAAGAAGCCACAGCAAGAUUCCAAGCAUGUGCUGUGGGGCUGAGACUCCAAGCCAGAGUUGUGGAAAUCACGGAGCAGGGCAUGGGAAUUGAACUCACCGAUCUUUCCACUCCCUAUCCCAGAAUAAUCAGUGAUGUGCUCAUCACAGAACACUUGGCUGUGAGAUGUGGUUCACCACAGAAGAGCUCAGCAAUCGGCAGACCUGCUAGUAAACAUAACCACCAGAUGGACAGCCAUGGGGUGCAAGCCGUCCUUUCAGCAGACCAGUGGAAGACGAUAGAGCUGCCGAUUAGCAAGGCUGUGUCAGCACAUGUACUAGCAGUGGUAAACACAAACCUGUUUUAUGCCAUCCCCAGCGAGAUGCCAGAAAAUCAAGAAAAGCUGUAUGUGUUAACGGCUGAAUUGUUAGAACACUGUAAUGCUCAGAAAGGCCAUCCAUCCUACAGACCACGGACAGGAGAAGCGUGCUGUGCCAAGUACACAAGUGACAACUUCUGGUACCGUGCCAUUGUUCUGGAAACUUCAGACUCCAGCGUGAAAGUGCUGUAUGCAGAUUACGGAAACAUGGAAACCCUGCCCCUCUCCAGAGUGCAGCCAAUCGCAGCCAGGCACCUGGAGCUGCCCUUCCAGAUCCUCAGAUGCUCCCUGGAUGGGCUGGUGGAAUUAAAUGGAAGCUCUUCACAGUUAGUGAUAGAGCUACUGAAAAACACCAUGCUGAACCAGAGUGUGGUUCUUUCUGUGAGAGGAAUCUCGAAGAAUGUCCACAAAGUGUCAGUUGAAAAGAGUUCUGAGAACGGGAUGAUCAAUGUAGCGGAGAAUCUGCUGGUGUGUGGUCUGGCAGAAAACCUCCCGUCUAAGAGGAAAAACGCUCCAGCUAAAGAGUCGCCACACAGAGCAGAUUGCUGCUGCACAGAGCUACAGAAGCAGAUUGAAAAACAUGAACAGAUUCUUCUCUUCCUCUUAAACAAUCCAACCAACCAAAAUAAAUUUAUAGAGAUGAAAAAGCUGCUGGAAAGCUAA
Acomys russatus (golden spiny mouse) is the source of this 3543-nucleotide messenger RNA. It is a transcript of the gene Tdrd1, whose product is annotated as tudor domain containing 1. The record is from RefSeq and is a predicted model, not a curated record. Bases 16 to 3543 code for a protein of 1175 amino acids. Lineage: Eukaryota; Metazoa; Chordata; Mammalia; Rodentia; Muridae. The transcript has 24 exons.